CCGCGCCGCGCCCCGGAGCCCGCGCGCCCGGAAAGAGAAUGCACUCGCCCGUGGACCCCAGCGCCAAGCAGGCUCUGAGGAAAAAGCCCCCCGAGAGGACCCCGGAGGAUCUAAAUACUAUUUAUUCUUAUCUUCACGGGAUGGAGAUUUUAUCAAAUCUCAGGGAACAUCAGCUAAGGUUAAUAUCUGCAAGAGCACGGUAUGAAAGAUAUAAUGGGAAUCAAAUUCUUUUUUGCUCUGAAACCAUUGCCAGAUGUUGGUAUAUUCUUCUUUCUGGAUCUGUAUUUAUGAACGACUCUGUAAUUUUCGCUCCUCAAAGUUUUGGUAAACAGUUUGGAGGAAAAAGAGGAUAUGACUGUAUUGUAUUAGAACCUUCAGAAAUGAUUGUGGUAGAGAAUUCCAAAGAUAAUGAAGAAGAUCUCCUCCAAAGAGAAAUUGCUGGAAGACAGUCUCGAAGAAGGUUUAGGAAAAUUAACCACAGGGGAGAACGACAGACUAUCACUGACAAUGUGGAUGCUAAUAGUUAUCUUACUCUUCCAGCAGACCUUAACAAGUUGCACCUUACAGAAAACCCUCAUCCACAGGUGACCCACGUCCCUUCUAGCCAGUCUGGAUGUAGCAUUGCCAGUGACUCAGGGAGCAGCAGUUUAUCUGAUAUCUACCAGGCUACAGAAAGUGAGAUAGGAGAUGUAGAUUUGACAGGUCUCCCUGAAGCACCUGUUGAUUCUGAGGAUGAAGAAGAGGAAGAUGAAGAUAUUGAUCGAACAGCUGAUCCGUUGCUAGGGAGAGACCUAGUCCGAGAAUGUCUUGAAAAGGAGCCUGCAGAUAAAACUGAUGAUGACAUUGAGCAAUUACUGGAAAUUAUGCAUCAGCUCCCUGCCUUUGCAAAUAUGACCAUGUCUGUAAGAAGAGAACUUUGCUCAGUUAUGAUCUUUGAAGUGGUAGACCAGGCUGGAGCUGUCAUUCUUGCAGAUGGGCAAGAACUUGAUUCAUGGUAUGUCAUUUUAAAUGGAACUGUAGAAAUCAGUUAUCCAGAUGGAAAAAGUGAAAGCCUGUGUAUGGGAAAUAGCUUUGGAAUUGUUCCUACUCUGGAUAAGCAGUACAUGAAUGGAGUUGUCAGAACCAAAGUAGAUGACUGUCAGUUUGUAUGCAUAGCUCAGCAGGACUAUUGGAGAAUCUUGAAUCAUGUAGAAAAAAAUACCCACAAAGUUGAAGAAGAAGGAGAAAUUGUUAUGGUACAAGAGCACAGAGAGCUGGAUCGUAGCGGAACUCGAAAAGGGCAUAUUGUCAUCAAGGCAACACCUGAACGGCUCAUCAUGCAUUUAAUAGAAGAACAUUCAGUUGUGGACCCAACUUACAUAGAAGAUUUUCUGUUGACAUAUAGGACAUUUCUUGAAAGCCCCUUAGAAGUUGGGAAUAAGCUAUUGGAAUGGUUCAAACUUGACAGUUUAAGAGACAAGGUUACACGAGUAGUGCUUUUAUGGGUAAAUAAUCAUUUCAAUGAUUUUGAAGGAGACCCUGCUAUGACUGGAUUUCUAGAAGAAUUUGAAAAAAAUCUAGAAGAUACUAAAAUGAAGGGACAUCUCCGUUUAUUAAAUAUUGCCUGUGCUGCAAAGGCUAAAUGGAGGCAAAUUAUUUUGCAGAAGACUUCCCGGGAAUCACCACUUUUUUUCAGUCUCACUGGAGGAAGUGAAGGGUUUGGUAUUUUUGUGGAAGGAGUAGAACCAGGCAGCAAAGCUGCUGAAGCUGGACUUAAACGUGGUGACCAGGUAAUGGAAGUUAAUGGACAAAAUUUUGAGAACAUUACAUUGGGGAAGGCUCUUGAAAUAUUAAAGAAUAAUACUCAUCUCUCUCUGACUAUAAAGACCAACAUCUUUGUGUUUAAAGAGCUAAUUAGUAGGACAAAGCAAGACAAAAAUGGUGUUCCUCAUAUUCCCAAAAUUGCUGAGAAGAAAAGUAAUCGCUAUUCUAUCCCCGAUAUGCCUGGAGAUAUGGAACAGAUGUUUCCACAGGAGAAAGGAAAUAAAAAAAUUAAAGCAAACACCGUUUCAGGUGGAAGAAACAAAAUAAGGAAAAUUUUGGAUAAAACACGAUUCAGCAUCUUGCCUCCAAAGUUAUUCAGCGAUGGCAAUGUGAGCCAGUCACAGGAUGACAGUGUCCUUGGAACAAGGCAUUGUAGGCAUAGUCUAGCUAUAAUGCCUAUUCCUGGAACGCUAUCCUCGAGUAGCCCUGAUCUCCUGCAGCCUACAACUAGCAUGUUGGAUUUUUCAAAUCCAACAGCUGUUGGUUUUUACUAUAUUCCGGAUCAAGUUAUAAGAGUUUUUAAAGCAGAUCAACAAAGCUGCUACAUUAUCAUCAGUAAGGACACCACAGCCAAAGAAGUCGUUUCCCAUGCAGUACACGAGUUCAGCUUGACAGGUGCCCCUGAGACAUAUUCCCUCUGUGAGGUUUCUGUUAGUCCAGAAGGUGUUAUAAAGCAGAGAAGACUUCCAGACCAAUUUUCCAAAUUAGCAGAUAGAAUUCAACUAAAUGGAAGAUAUUAUCUGAAAAAUAACAUGGAAACAGAAACCUUGUGCUCGGACGAAGAUGCCCAGGAAUUACUUAGGGAAAGUCAAAUAACCUUACUGCAACUUAGUACCAUCGAGGUAGCAACCCAGCUAUCCAUGAGGGACUUUGAACUAUUUCGAAAUAUUGAGCCUACUGAAUACAUAGAUGACCUUUUUAAGUUGAACUCCAAAACAGGGAAUGUUCACUUGAAAGAAUUUGAGAACAUUAUAAACCAAGAAACAUUCUGGGUUGCAACGGAAAUUUUGACAGAAUCAAAUCAGCUCAAAAGGAUGAAGAUUAUUAAACAUUUUAUUAAAAUUGCUCUUCACUGUCGAGAGUGCAAGAACUUCAAUUCCAUGUUUGCAGUAAUAAGUGGUCUGAACCUUGCAUCUGUUGCAAGACUCAGAGGUACUUGGGAGAAACUGCCAAGCAAAUAUGAAAAACACCUUCGAGAUCUUCAAGACCUUUUUGAUCCAUCUAGAAACAUGGCGAAGUAUCGAAAUAUUCUUAGUAGUCAAAGCAUGCAACCUCCAAUUAUUCCACUCUUUCCAGUUGUCAAGAAGGAUAUUACAUUUCUACAUGAAGGAAAUGAUUCCAAGGUAGAUGGCUUAGUAAACUUUGAGAAACUAAGAAUGAUUGCCAAAGAAAUCCGUCAAGUUGUCCGAAUGACUUCUGCUAACAUGGAUCCAGCUGUAAUGUUCCGACAAAGGAAGAAGAGGUGGAGGAGUUUGGGGUCAUUGAGUCAGGGCAGCACAAAUUCAAACAUGCUGGACGUUCAGGGAGGUGCUCACAAAAAACGGGCCCGCCGAAGCUCACUGCUGAAUGCCAAGAAGUUGUAUGAGGAUGCUCAGAUGGCCAGGAAAGUGAAGCAGUAUCUCGCCAACCUUAACGUGGAAACCGAUGAGGAAAAGUUCCAGAUGAUGUCCCUACAGUGGGAGCCUGCAUAUAAUACUUUGACCAAGAAUUUAAGUGAAAGACGGUCAACAAAAUCAUCAGAAAUGUCUCCAGUACCCUUGAGGUCAGUUGGUCAAAUCACAAAAGCCCAUCUGCAUCAGCCAAACAGAGUGAGCCAAGUACUUCAAGUUCCUGCUGUUAAUUUGUACCCUAUCAGGAAAAAGGGUCCAACAAAAGACCACAUUGCAUUUGGUACAAGUGCAUCACAGAAAAUGUUAGGAAUGUCUGAAGAAGUGAGUGGUAAGAAACUAGCAGAAGAUACUUUAUCAAUGGCAUCAUCUUUGCAUUCUAGCCCUCCUGCAUCUCCUCAAGGUUCCCCUCGCAAAGUUGGCAAUAUCAGAUCUGACCAUGACAGCCAGCUGCACCUUUAUGAGUCCUCCUCAUGCCUUACCAGUGAGACCAGCACCAAGACCAGUGGCCCUCGAAACUGCGGAAUAGGUUAUACCCAUAUGCCAUCAGCUAAAUCCGAAAACUUCUCAGACUCAAGCCAUAGUGAGAUUUCAUCAAGGUCCAGCAUCGUGAGUAAUUGUUCUGUUGACUCAAUGUCUGCAGCUCUACAGGAGGAUCGAUGCUUACCCCAGUCUCUUAGCGGCAUGGAUUCGGUUGGAGCAGUAGAAAGAAAGGAGCACCCUCCAGUGACAGCUGACCAUAGCCAGCAUGUGAUUGGAUGGACACUCUCAAGGCCUUCUGUAGUUAAGUGUUUAGCUGUUUCAUCAUCUGUGAGCACUGAGGAGAUUUCUCAUGAACACAUCACCAUAGAAGCAGCUGACAGUGGCCGUGGAAGUUGGACUUCAUGUUCAAGUAGUUCCCAUGACAACUUCCAGAAUAUUCAGAACCAGAAGAGCUGGGACCUCUUAAAUUCUUAUCGUCACACCCAUUUGGAUGUCCCCAUUGCUGAAGUGGAACCCACAAACUGUGAACCUUAUUUGUAUUUAGAGGGCUACUCUCAGAGGAACAGUCAGCCUAAAGAUGGCACAGAAUGGGUGCAGUCGAGGCAGAGCUGGGCCUCCUCCAGCUCUCUCUCAGACACAUACGAGACAAACUAUGGGACAGUAAAGAGAAGAGUGGUAGAAGAUUCCACUGCAGAGCCAGAGGAGGCUUUGGACUCUCAUCCCAGCACUGAUGCCACAUAUAAAACAGUUACGUCCAGUACAGAAAAAGGCUUGAUAGUGUACUGUGUCACCUCACCUAAGAAGGACGAUAGGUAUAGGGGGCCACCUCCCACCCCACCAGGAUACAUGGGGAUUUCUUUAGCGGACAUAAAAGAAGGACCACCCCAUCACCCACACGUAAAACCUCCAGACUAUAGUGUGGCAGUACAGAGGUCAAAGAUGGUACAUAGCAACCUCUCUAGACUUUCAUCAGCCUCCCUCGUUAGUGAACCUAUGGCCUGUAUUUCAUCGAAGAUCCUAUCUCAGCCGCAGUGGCAUAGUCUGCAGCCAUCCCAUCCUAAACUAGCCGAUGUGACUGAUGCAGAUAGUGAAGCAGAUGAAAAUGAGCAAGUUUCAGCAGUCUAGCCUUUGGGGAAGUCAUCUCGGAAACAAGUUUGAAUCAAAGUACUUUGGGAAGAAGGACCUUAAGAUUCUGUUAGCCAGUGCUGACAGCUUGCUGCUACUACACUAAGAAAUUUUUAGUGCCUGUGUUAUGACCAGUGAGGUGGACCUGGCUGAAUUGUGCCUCAAUUGCAUGUCGUCUCAGCAGCCUGUGAAGUCCACGCUUCCGUGUGACAGAGCAUCCAGUCUGCAAAACUCACUGACGCUGUACAUUGAUCUAAGUGUUCCAAGUGUCUGUCUACACACUAGGCCUUCAUUGGGAUAAUCAAUUUUGAGAACCACUCAAAGUGUGGAAAAUCAUGUUUAGUAUCAUGUAAUAUUUCUAUGGAUUUCUCUUGAAAAUUAUUUUAAGGUAACAUUAUGGUUUUCCAGCCAAGAAUGUUAAAUUCAUGGACCUGUUGGACAUAUAUUAUUUCCAUGUCCAUAUUUUCAUGCACAAAAUCAAAACUUCUGCCAAAAACCAAGGACUUCGCAGUGGUGUAUGAAUAAUAAUUUAUUAACUAAUUGAGAGUUUGUAGAGUUUUCUUUAUUUGUGUUUGAGUGUUAUGCUCUGGUUGGCUUAUGUGUAUGUUUAGGAGGAAAUUAAAAAUUAGACUCACUUUAACUAUUCUUAGGAUAGCCAAACAAGUGUCCUUUAAAGCAAAGCUUGUGUUCCCCAAGGAAAAAGCCAAGGAGUACAGAUUAUAGCAUGGUUAUAUACGUAACUAAAACUGAGAUAUACUCUGAGUGGAAUGGGAACAUUUUUUUGUUUGUGAAGAUAGAUCAGUGAAAUGUUGCCAUCUGGUAGUCCCAGUUUGAAAAGUUUGGUGAAGCUGUCUUUUUAAAAAAAAGAAUCAAAGUAAGAAUCAAUCAAUAAAUAUUUAUUAAAUGCCUACUACGUGCCAAGCACUGAGCUGGGCCCAGCGGAUACAAAUACAGUGAAUAAAACAAUCACUGACUCUCAAGAAACUUAGUUUCUGAUGGGGGGGGAAUCAUUACCUUGAAGUCUUAGAGAUAACCAAAUUAUUAAAAUGGAGGUGCUCAAAUGCAUGAAACUCAUCUCUGUGACUAAAAUGCUAUAAGCUUAGUUAAAUAGAACUCCACUUUUUCCGAAGGUAAAAAGCAGCCUGGCAAAUAUACUUUAACUGGGAGUAUAAAACAAGUAGGUCAUAGUUUUGAAUUGGGUUUUCAAUUCCAGGUAAUCAUUUUGGGUACCUACAGAGAAGCAGAGGGGUAAUAUUGUCUACUAAGCCAUUCAGUGCUAUAAAAAUAUUUGAAAUGGAAUCGCUGCAUUUUUACCUAUUUCUGAUAAUUUGCAAUUAUCAUUGGGUUUCUUUUUAUUGGUAUGUAUGCGUUUAUGAUAGCAGUCCCACUCUCAGGUGGCCUGUUUUAAAAAUUUAGCCAACCAAAGUAUAUGCUUGUUUAUUUUUUGGUGGGAGAAAGGGGAGACCCAAACACGGGGGUGUUAAAAUGAACAUGCUUGUUCUUUCCCAGUAUAGCACUCAAAGAUCCAUUCCAGUGACUUAAUUGGACAUGAAUGUGUUAACAUAGAUUUGAACAUGUAAUUGUACAUUUCUGUGACCUCAUUUUCAAGGUGGGCUAGGUUUUAAACGUUUUUUACAAGCUGGGUGAAAUGUUUUCUACAUCUUAAGUUAAAAGUUUUUAAAGUUAUUUUAUAUUAUUUCAAUUUUAUAGUGUGCAAGGUAAGUAAAGUAACAUAUUCAGAAAGUUACAUGAGUACCAAAAAAAAAAAAAAACUCCAAAGCCAAUCAUGUGCAUUACCCAAAUAAACUUUGGGCAGAAAUUGGUUCAUAUUUGAGUGUGUGUUGUCAACCGUGUUUUCAUCUGUGACUUCUUGUGUAAAUGUUACUCUCAGUAGGACUGUCUUCCCCCAUUCUAUCCCUUCCUCUCAAAGCCCCAAGUCAGACACAGUUCUAAAUGACAUUUGUCUCUUUCCCUCUGUAGGGCUUACAGUUAAUCUUAAGAAAAGCAAAAAAGACAUCCAUGCCUAAAAAAAUAUUUUGCAGAAUUCAUAGCUGAUACCUGAAGCUCACAUAUUUCUUUCUUAGAGUCAUGAAUUCUGGAUUAGAUUAGCUGCUGCAGUAAGAACUUGACAUAACAGCAUUUUUGCCCUUAUGGGUUAGGAAUAACAUUAAAGUAAUAUGGGAAAUAAAUUACAUGCUUUAAAACAAUAUUAUAGUCAUCCGACUUAUAAAGAAUUAAUAUUUAAUCAGGAAGCUGUAUAUGUACAUUGCCUGAAAAGAGAAAUAUUUUUUUCUUUCACAGACUUCUUUUGCUCCUGGUUUGUGGACCACUUGCUAACAAAAAACAAAGCUGUGUUUUUCCUGCAAGGUCUUGUUUAAUUAGGGUGCAAUAUCCAGUAAGCUGUUUUAUGUCCAUUUCCCAAGUUAGACCUGGGGUUUGUAAAAUUUCUUUUUCUGAUUUAGCAGGCUUUUUCAUGUGAUAGGAAAUCUGAGUAGGCAUUUUACCUGGAUAGAAGGUAUUUUUUUGUAAAUCAAGAUAGUCACAUGAAAGGGACUGGGAAGCAGGUGACUUUUUCUGUGCUUCUGAUUCAGAGUGGCUUGCAGCUCUCUGGCUCAGCCGUGCAUGUUAGGGAUUCCAGUGAUCACAUUGAUCAGGGGUAGCAGGUAACUGUGUUGUAGUUGUGUGUGGGUUUGAGAAGUAAUUACUUCCUUUUUUUUCUGAAUUUGACUUUUAGGUAUUAUUUUAAGUUGGUUUACAGUUUUCCACUUUCUUGGUUCAUCACAAAGCCAUAGUGAGUGAAGCCAGUGACCUUGUAUGUCCCAUAUCCCCUGUCUGGUUUCUUUUGACUUCUUCCAAAUUUCUAACUUCAGCCAAGGGAUGAACAUGCCUCUCCCUUCCCUUCUUACUUCACCAGAGCACUGCUAUUUGGAGGAAGUGCUUUAAAAAUCCCUGAUGUGCCAGAUGGGGCCAAGAAAGCAAUUUAAUUUCAACCAAAUAGUUUCUUAAAAAUAAAAGUUUAAGAAAAAUAAGUAAUUCCAAAGAGCAUCUUAAUUUAAGAUUAAUAUAAUUAGUGUUCAUUUUUCUUCUGCACUUUUACUUUCAGUAAAAGGAGAUGCUCUAUAUUUGGAAAAAUGACUAAUAAAAAUACCCACAAAAUUACCUUUAGCAGAGUGCUAAAUUGCAAAGGAAAUCCAAUAAUAUUCUAAUCCUAAAACUCAGAAUCUUAGAGCAGCAGGACUUGGGGAUGACCCUGCCUGGCUUGUGAACAUGAACCUGAGGACUCCUCGUAGUUACGUAGAUCCCCUUAUGUACAAGAUUGAUUAAGUCCUUGUAAAACAUUUCAUCCCAAAUCAGGAAUGGAGGGAAAGCGUUCUUAUUCCCUUUAUCUUAAAAGCAAUUUGAUUGCAACGGACUGAUAAAAAUUUUGUUGUCCUUUUAAGCUUUAUUGAGCAUUAGAAAUAGUUUGAGAAAUCCAUUAACUUAAACUGAUUGGGAGAAAAGGGAUACUCUGUUUAGAAAAGCUUCCCCAUGUAUUUAAAAAUUAAAACUUGAACACCCAGUUCAGCUUUAGCUUAGGUUGUGCUUUUUGUGGCUUUUAUUUUUGAUACACAUGGAAUGCAGUUUAACUUGGUAUUAUAAAUUCUAAAUAUGUGAGAAUAUUGGCAAAAAAAAACUGCACAGUUGAAAUAAUACUCCAAUAGCAACUGUACUGCACAAUUCAGUGAUUGUAAAGUAUUCUGUAACAAGCAAUGUUUGUCUCCUAUUUUUUGAUACCUCUUACACUUAUGUCUUUUAGAAAGACAGUGCCUCUGUAUGCUUUUUGUAUUUUUACUGAGUGAUUGUAAAUAUUUGUUAUAUUUUUGGUUAAGAGAAUGUUUAAAAGUAAUGUUUAUUAUCCAAUCUACUAAUAUGUUGUUGAAAACAAUAAACAAUAUAUAUACAUUAA
Molecule: messenger RNA, 8964 nt
Organism: Trichosurus vulpecula (common brushtail)
Lineage: Eukaryota; Metazoa; Chordata; Mammalia; Diprotodontia; Phalangeridae
Gene: RAPGEF6
Product: Rap guanine nucleotide exchange factor 6
Exons: 31
Coding region: 39-5018 (1659 amino acids)
Biological process (GO): positive regulation of ERK1 and ERK2 cascade; small GTPase-mediated signal transduction
Molecular function (GO): guanyl-nucleotide exchange factor activity; protein binding
Source: RefSeq, a predicted model, not a curated record